AUAGUCGCGUUCGACUGUCAUAACGUUAUUGCCCGAAAUGGAAUGGAAAAAGUGUCGAAAUUCGCCGGAGUCGACGCAGGCCAAUUCCCAAACUCCGGACAAGUUAAAGUUAGUUGAUCUGGCGCGGGCGGUCGGCCAACAUCCUCCAGACGUUGCAAAACCGCGCGAUUUCCUCACGAAAAAGUCUCACAAUGGGCGUGAAUUCGAUUCUGGCGGCGUGCGUUUUUGCGAGUUUUACGGCGGCCGUUGUGGCCUUGCAAUGUUACCAGUGCGGGCAGUACAACGACGGGGUGGGAUCCAUAACGCCCUGUAUCAACGAGACGCAUAUGGAGCUGAAGGAGUGCCCCAGCCUCGACCACGUUUAUUGCAUUAAAUAUGUAAGCGAAGGAUCUACGGUGCGGGACUGCGUCGAGAAGUGCACGGAAAAAGAGAACUGGGGCACCAAGACGUUCUGCUGUACAGAACCCGGCUGCAACGGGGCCUUCAUGAAGUCAUCCAGUUUAUUGGUGAUGGUGAUCUUGACAACUCUUGUGAUCCACUGAGGAACAGUCGAAGAUUCAACAUAUAUGAUAAGCACAUUCCUGAAUGAUAUUCUAAAUCGUUUUCUAUAGUCUUCCUCGUUCAUAAGAGUGUUUUUUUCUCCAUUUCGAAUUCAUUGGAUCACAUAGACACGCGCGCGCGAAAUUGAGAUGUUAAUCGUGGCCUGGGAUGCUGUCGGGACGUGGACAGGCUGGGUCUUGCAGAAGCUAAAUGCCUCGGAGAGACAAUCAAUUUUCGGUUGCAAUGACAAAAAAUCGACUCUUUUGCACUUUUUCAAACCCAGGAUUUAAAAAAAUAUCGUUCUUUUACGUAAUUUCUACGUAAAAUGUCAAUAUCUACAAGGUGAGCUUCAUUGUUAAGACGUUUAAAAAAAUAUUUAAAAAAACGUUGAAAAAUGUAGCAAAAUGUUUUAACAAAUAAUCACUUGAUCGUUUAGUAAUUAUUUUGCGUUAUUGAAAUAAAAAUUUAUUGAAUUAAUGUAUUGAACACAAAAAUUAAUUUUCUAUCCCGGCGCAUCCACCAAAAUUGAAUUUUAAAUUUUUUAUUUUUUUUCUCUUCUGUAAACAAAAAAUGAUGUAUGAUUACCUUGAGGAUCUUACAUUUUUAAAGUAUUCAAAACAAAUUUAAAAACUGUUUUAAUUUUGACUGGAGAAUUUGAAAAAAAAAUUGGAAAAUGUUUUUUUAGCAAUUUUUUUUCCUAUUUUCUAUUCGCUACUUAUGCAGAAUCCAAAUAUAAAACCUGUCUGUUGCUGUCGAUUGUACUUUUUGUAUAAUCACAUUUUGCCAAGUCAUACUUUUGACUUUUUCUAAAAAGUAAAGUGCUAAUGAAAAUACUUUUGGGAAGACAAUCAAUUUUCGGUUGCAAUAAAAUAAAUCGACUCUUUUGCACAUUUUCAAACCCAAAAUUUAAAGAAAAACCUUUUUACGUAGUUUCUACGUAAAAUGUUAAUAUCUACAAGGUGAGCUUUAUUGUUAACACGCUUUACAAAAAAUAUUUAAAAAAAACGUUGAAAAACAUAGCAAAAUGUUUUAGUGGGACAACAAACAAAAUAAUCAGCUGAUCUUUUUGUAAAUACUUUGCACUACUGAAAUAAAAAUUUAUUGAUUAAACUAGGAAUAAAUUUUCUAUCCCGGCGCAUCCACCAAAAUUGAAAUUUACAACGUACAAUAAUAUCCAACAAAUUAUAUUCUUUUUUUCUCUUUUAAACAAAAAAUGACACGUACCUUACAUUUUUAAAGUAUUCAAAGCAAAAUUACAAGCGGUAUUAAUUUCGACUGGAGGGAUUUUGAGAAAGUCGCAUUAAAAAUGUUGGAAAUGUUUCUUGGCUAAUUUUUAUUUGCAUUUCCCUAUUUCUUAUUCACUACUUAUGUAGAACCUAAAUAUGAAAUCUGUUUGAUUCUAUCGAUUCAACUUUUUUGUAAAAUUACAUUUUUCCACGUCUUACUUUUGACUUCCUUCUAAAAAGAAAAGUGCUAAUAAAAAUGCACAAAAGCAGCCAAAAAAAGCCAAUUUCACAAUUUUAAAUAAGAUUUUCUCAAAAUCCCUUAAAAAAAUAAACCCCUUGUUAGAACAAACAAUUCGGCUAAAUUUUAAUACUAUUUUAAUUUUUGCUCGAAAAACUUAAACAUAUGUUUUCCAUUUUUUUUUUAAAGACACCUCUUAAGCAAAACUGAGUGCGACGUAAAUUAUUCCUAAGUUUAAAAACAAUAAUCUCCAAAACCAGUCAUCCAAUUACAAAAAUUCCCUCACGUUUAUUUUAAUUACCAUGUUAUUUUUAUUACGCCAAAGAAUAAAACAUAAAAUUGCCUAACAAACUUUCAAUUUUUAGUGAUUCAGUACCUAAAUAAAAACGUGGCAUGUGAUAACGUAAACGGCUUUAGGUUCAAGUUUAGUUCUUAGUAAAGGGCUUUCAGAAGAAAACUUUUAUAAAAACACUCGCCUUGUGUAUAUGGCACAACAUUUAGCAAUUCGCAAGACUCCGCCUGUACUCAAAAGACGAACGAAUCGUACAAGAAUAUCACACAUCAAUUUUCAAACAGCAUCGGGGCCAGUCUCAGCACUUUUAAACUAAUCCACGAGAAUUUUUUCAGUUCUCCUGAAACGAAACUUUCACAAAAGAAAGGUGUCGGGAAAACUGAAAACCGCUACCGUAUGAUGUUUUACUAUAGAAUUAAUAUCGUAAUUAGGGUUCUAGUACUUGACAUAUUCGUUAAUAAAAAGUUCAUCUAAAAAAUGGAAUUAAUAAAAUUUGUAACGUAAGUAUAGGUAAGCUUAACAUUGAUUAAUUGUAAUUAACAAUCUAUAUAUUCUAAAAAUCACAAAUUCUAAUUAUAAGACGAUCCACGAAUGCAGAGUUCCCCGCAAUUUCCCGUUUUCCAUAAUUUCAUGCAAAAUAAUUCCAUAUUGUGGCGCGGAAAAUGUUUAUUUAUGCAAUAAAAACCAUGCACACGCGAAGAACUUGUUGAUUAUUUAAAAUAAGAUUUAUGUAACUGCUGGCACAGAUUCAGAGGCACACUGUAUAUAAUAAGGGAAAAAACGUCAUUUAGGCCCAUUUGUAAGUGCUUUCGUACAAAUUAUGUCACUUGGUGUACCACGCUGUAACGAUUUGUGUAACGACAACAAAUGUUAUUAUAAAUAAAUCAUCAUAAACCACCA
This is a messenger RNA of Tribolium castaneum (red flour beetle), 3196 nucleotides long. RefSeq lists its product as uncharacterized. The coding region runs from base 192 to 542 and encodes 116 amino acids. The record is from RefSeq and is a predicted model, not a curated record. Lineage: Eukaryota; Metazoa; Arthropoda; Insecta; Coleoptera; Tenebrionidae. The transcript is spliced from 3 exons.